This is a messenger RNA of Glarea lozoyensis ATCC 20868, 2190 nucleotides long. RefSeq names its product Ypt/Rab-GAP of gyp1p. Bases 1 to 2190 code for a protein of 729 amino acids. The transcript is spliced from 2 exons. The record is from RefSeq and is a predicted model, not a curated record. Lineage: Eukaryota; Fungi; Ascomycota; Leotiomycetes; Helotiales; Helotiaceae.
AUGACCUACCUCGAUGAUGUGCGGUCCAGCGCUGGCAUGCCAGGUUCACCGCCAGAAUUGACGGGCUCGAAGUCGUCGAAAUCAUCGUCAUUUCAUUCGUACCAUUCCGACAGCAGCAGCAUCAUCGACGAUGUCAGCAAUUUCGAGGAUAUCGGUCUCGAGGACGAUUCCAGAGCCGAUGUGGAUAUAGGGGAUUUCGCAAUCAAAACAACAACAAACCCAUAUGAUGAGCGGUAUACGAGUGACUUGCGAGCCACUGCGACCGCGAGGAAACGGACACCGAUGACGAAUACAAAUGGCAGUCAGCGCCAGAGGGAAUUGACGGCUGGGAAGACGAAACCUUCAUAUCCGAGUUUGAGGGGUCAGGUACAGAAUGCAACCGCCGGGUUAGGCUUGAUGCCUACGGGUAACAACACGACAUCGCGAAGGGCAUUGAUGACUUCGAAUUCGAAUAAUCUGCCUAUGUUGAAGCGACACAGGAGUACGAGUCCAAAUGUGCCCAUUACCGCCCGCCAAGCAAUUAACGCCGCUGCAUUAAAACAGAGGAGGAGUAGUUGGCAGGCGAAUAGAGAUAGGAAGACAGCAGCACAAUUAGAGGCGGAGUGUGAUGAGGAUGACGGAGAUGAUGUGCCGGACGAGUAUUUUCUCGAUAACGUUCCCAUCAGCCCGCGACCACCACAGGAGCGACCUAAGAGCAGACCAACCUCGACAGGCACAAGUCCGGAGAGGAAUCCCGAGAAGAAGGUCAAGGAGAGAAUUCGAAGUGUUGGAAAUGGUACUGCUCCUGUUCCUGCUGAGCAGGGAGAGUUGAGAUCACCGAGGACGCCUAAUUCACCGAAACCUGGAGUCAUCAAUCGUGGGACGAGUAUGGGUCAGUUUCCUAUCAACCACAACACGAUGAAUCCCAAAGGUCGGCCUAUGAGUUGGGUAUCGGCGCUUUCGGAAUUGAGCGAAGAAGCCAAGGCACUGACUGAGGCUUUGGAAGCUCAUGCGGAUGAGGAGGAGAAUAAAGAUCCUGUUUAUCAAAAAUCACCACGACCUGAGAAACCUCGAGUCAGGUCUGCGAUUGCUGAGCUGCCUCCGUUGCGGCGGACGGAUAUCAUGAUUGAUCCUCUGCCGAUCUCGAAAGAGAAAGAAGCGGUUCUCUCGCGCACACGGCCAUCUUGGUUACCACCAAAGGACCCUGCGGAAGAGAAACGUCAUUUGAAGGAAUAUCAGCGUAUGAUGGCACUUUCACUCAAGGCGGAUGAGAAGAGAGAGGCAGAGCAACGAGCGAAGAAUAGCUGCAAGGAUGAUACUGCCAGUUCGCUGCUGCGAAUCUGGGAAGAGCAUGUUCUGCCAAACUGGGAAGCGACUACAUCACAAAAGCGGACACGAGAAUUAUGGUGGAGGGGAGUUGCACCAAGAAGUCGAGGCGCUGUUUGGGCAAAGGCGAUUGGCAACGAACUCGGAUUGACUGAUGCAUCAUAUACUGCUGCACUUCGAAGGGCGCAAGCUCUACAAACAACGAUUAAAAGUGGCUCACAAUUGAACGGGGAAGAGUUGAAGAAAAAGAGGUGGCUUGACAAGAUCGAGCUAGAUGUCGAAUCUACAUAUCCAGAUCUGCGCAUCUUCCAAGCCGGUGGACCUUUACACGAUUCUCUGCUAGAUGUUCUCAAAGCAUAUGCUAUGUAUAGGAGCGAUGUUGGAUAUGUACACGGGACAAGUACAAUAGCCGCCAUCCUACUACUCAACCUCCCCACCCCAUCAGCCUCCUUCCAAGCCCUCUCAAACAUCCUCAACCGACCGCUUACACUUUCCUUCCACACCAACGACUCAAGCGGCACCUCCCGCGCCUACAACCUCCUCCUCUCCACCCUCUCCAAUAAAUCACCCCGUCUCCACGCCCUCCUCACAAACCCAACCUUCGCACUCCAGCCAGACAUAUACCUCCGCGACCUCUUCCAGGGCAUGUUCACCGGCUGCUUAUCUCUCGACAACGCAACUCGUCUCUGGGACGUCCUCGUCUUUGAAGGUGAUGCGCUGCUUGUUCGUGCGGGUGUUGCGUAUCUUAAUGCACUCGAAGGCAAGCUUCUUGGUGCGCAGAGUGCGAACGAGGUUUGUGCUAUCGUUAAAGGCGGUCUCGCCGCGUCUGUGGGUGAGGAGGAGUGGAUGAAGGGGUUGAGGAGUGCGGGGAAAUCUUCUCCGUGA